Ricinus communis (castor bean) is the source of this 916-nucleotide messenger RNA. RefSeq names its product SUMO-conjugating enzyme SCE1. The record is from RefSeq and is a predicted model, not a curated record. Lineage: Eukaryota; Viridiplantae; Streptophyta; Magnoliopsida; Malpighiales; Euphorbiaceae. Gene Ontology annotation, molecular function: SUMO conjugating enzyme activity. The coding region runs from base 154 to 636 and encodes 160 amino acids. Gene Ontology annotation, cellular component: nucleus. Gene Ontology annotation, biological process: protein sumoylation. The transcript has 5 exons.
GAAAAAGAAAGUGCUGUAGUCGACGCAGGGAAGUUUCACUCUCUUUUAAAAUAACACAUCAAUCGAGUGCGUGUUUUCGUUCUCUACAGAGAAACAGAGAGAGAGAGAGAGACCAUUAAAAAUUAGCAGAGAGAGAGAGAGAGAGGAAGAGCAAUGUCAGGAGGUAUAGCGAGAGGUCGUCUAGCUGAGGAGCGAAAGGCUUGGCGUAAAAACCAUCCUCAUGGUUUUGUAGCGAAGCCGGAGACACUGCCAGAUGGAACGGUAAAUUUGAUGGUGUGGCAUUGCACUAUUCCUGGAAAAUCUGGUACUGAUUGGGAGGGUGGUUAUUUUCCGCUUACACUCCACUUCAGUGAAGAUUAUCCAAGCAAGCCGCCAAAGUGUAAAUUCCCUCAAGGUUUCUUUCAUCCAAAUGUCUACCCGUCAGGAACUGUUUGCCUGUCAAUCCUAAAUGAAGAUAGUGGGUGGAGACCAGCCAUCACAGUUAAGCAAAUUCUAGUGGGCAUCCAGGAUCUUCUGGAUCAGCCAAAUCCUGCUGAUCCUGCACAAACUGAAGGUUAUCAUCUCUUUAUCCAGGAUGCUACUGAGUACAAGAAAAGGGUACGCCAGCAAGCUAAGCAAUACCCUCCUCUCGUCUGAUGUGAAAACUAUUUCUAGGAACUACUGGUUCUUGGUAACUGUUAGUUGUCCUACAACUGUGUAAUGUUAAACUAGCUUUUGCUGGAAAUUCUUGGCACUUGGUAAUUUUCUGUGGCCUUUAUGUGUGACUGCAUGGUGGAACUGGCAUUUUAGCUCCGCAAAUUUGGGUUUAACUUUUGUUGAUAUGUUACAGUAUACCAGUCUGUCGGUGUUACUCAUUGGUGUUUAUAUCAGUUAAAUGUCUAACAUUGAACUUAUAAGUUAAUUGGAUUUUGUUUCA